Molecule: messenger RNA, 1140 nt
Organism: Lycium ferocissimum
Lineage: Eukaryota; Viridiplantae; Streptophyta; Magnoliopsida; Solanales; Solanaceae
Exons: 2
Coding region: 1-1140 (379 amino acids)
Source: RefSeq, a predicted model, not a curated record
AUGGCAGAUGAUGCAUUUCCAGUCAAAAACAUUUUUGGUGAUGAGUCAGAUAUGGAGGAAGACUUUACAUAUGAAAUAGUUCGUCCUAAGGUGACUGCUACUACUAUUAAGUUCGAAACGUCCCUCUAUCUUAUGCUCAAACAAGAGGGAUACUUUCGGAAUGCAGUCGAUGAUGAUCCUCACCAGCAUAUAAUAAACUUUUUGGAGGUAUGCUCUUAUCAUAUCCAAAGGUGUGUGCCUCAAGAAGCUGUUCGGCUGAAACUCUUCAAAUAUUCAUUAGCCGGAGAUGCGAGAAAAUGGUUCACAAAGCUGCCCCGAAACUAUAUUGCUACAUGGGAGGAGAUGGUCAAAGUAUUUCUCAGGAAGUGGUAUCCCCCAAGAAAAAGAGCUGAGAUUCGUGAUCAGAUUUACGAGUUCAAACAACGUCAUAGGGAGCAACUUUUUGAAGCUUGGGAGAGGUACAAAGAAUAUUUGGAUAGGAGUCCGAACCAUGGUUUCCCAGAUCAUAUUCCGAAGGACAAGUUCUACAGAGGGUUUGAUCCUAUGACCCAAGCAAUAGCCAAUAAUGCUAUUGGUAGGUGUUUCAUGAAUAAGUCCUAUGCUAGUAUUACUGAUAUACUUGAUCGAUUGACUACACACAGUCAAGCAUGGCAUUCUAGUAAUUCCGAUGGUUUAUCACUUAGGACACCAUUGACCCAAAAUGUUGUGAAGGAUAGCCAGGAGAUGCAGCAGACAUUGGCACAACUGGCCACUAAUAUCUCUUUACUGACGAAGAGGUUUGAUGAGAAAGAGACUAAAAGGGUAAAUGUUUGCGAAAACACUUCAGAAGAUGUUAACUAUGUGAACAACUCCCAAGGGGGUUAUCGGAGGCAAAAUUUCCAAGGAGGGUACCAGAAUCAAAAUCAAUGGAGACCUCUGCAGGGACAAGGUACUUACAACAAUAGCCAGGGGAACUACAAUAACAAUUAUGGUGGCACGAAUCAAGGGAACUACAAAAACAACAACAAUUUCAGAAAUAAGAGUUCUAAUCCAUAUAUUCCACUAAAAGGGCAGCCAAACGAUCAAGGUAGUUCGAGGGUUGAGGCCAUGCUUGAGAAGGUGUUGACACCUAAUUUUCACCUCAUACUGAGCGCAUUUUAA